Ilex paraguariensis (yerba mate) is the source of this 985-nucleotide messenger RNA. The record is from the annotation of a GenBank genome assembly. Lineage: Eukaryota; Viridiplantae; Streptophyta; Magnoliopsida; Aquifoliales; Aquifoliaceae.
CACCAACUCUGCAAUGGCUUCCCUCUCGACCUGGGUCCGAUACAUAGCCCACAAAUUCGAAUACUCAGUCUCUCUCGGCUGGAAGAGCUAUACACGAGGUCAAAUCACCGACAGUGAAGUAGGUGAUACCAUAUGGAAAAAUUUAUUUCAAGGGAAGUUGACAUAUUUGCAUUGGAAUAAAGGAGAGGAGAUGGCCCCGACAAUAUCAGGGCAGGGGGGAACUCUUCUUGUUCGGAAAAUACCUGCAGCAGAUCCAACGCAUGUUUUUGUUGGAGAUGUUGUGGUCAUGAAGAACCCUGAAAACUCGGAUGAUUAUCUGGUUCGAAGAUUAGCUGCCAUGGAAGGGUGUGAACUGGGGUCUACUGAUGAGAAAGAUGAGCCUUUUGUUCUUGAGAAGGAUCAGUGCUGGGUGUUGACCGACAAUGAAAAUCUGAAACCGAAGGAAGCCAGUGACAGCCGCACAUUUGGUCCUGUUUCCAUAACAGACAUAGUUGGCAGAGUCAUAUAUUGCCUUAGGACAGCUGUGGAUCAUGGUCCUGUGCAAAACAGUUAUUUCAGCAUGCAGAAGGAUUCACCUGUGUUGCAAAUUGAAUUGGAUGUCAAUGAGAUGGCCAAUAGUCACAAACCAUAGAUGAUGGCGAUAAAGCAAAAGCUCUAACUUGAUUGCUUUGUAUGUGCUUCAUGUGUCACUCAUUUUCAUGUUGGACCUCUUGUGGGCCUUUUUGCGUACACGAGAAAAAUAGGAGUCCCAAAUCUUCCAGGAGAUCGUCUGUUCUGAAAUGGUGGCAAAUUUUUUGUUUUCUUUGUUCAGGUGUGGUGAUCUUUUGUUGGGUCUCUCUCUCCCUCUCUGCAACUUAUUCUUGGUCCUGUAUCGGAUUUUGAGUCUUAGGGAUGUAAUUGAACUUGCUUUGAGAGAAUGUUGUAGUUUCAAAGAUGUGAAUAGAUAGCAUCAAGUGACCACUGAAGUUAAGGAUGCUUAUCUGGG